This is a messenger RNA of Ficedula albicollis (Collared flycatcher), 655 nucleotides long. RefSeq names its product urocortin 3 (gene UCN3). The coding region runs from base 93 to 554 and encodes 153 amino acids. The record is from RefSeq and is a predicted model, not a curated record. Gene Ontology annotation, molecular function: hormone activity; corticotropin-releasing hormone receptor 2 binding. Gene Ontology annotation, cellular component: extracellular region. The transcript is spliced from 2 exons. Gene Ontology annotation, biological process: digestion; hormone-mediated signaling pathway; cellular response to nutrient levels. NCBI's taxonomy places the organism in Eukaryota, Metazoa, Chordata, Aves, Passeriformes, Muscicapidae.
GGAAAGGCUCCUGAUGCUUCUUUCCUGGCAGUGAUUCCACGGCAAAUCCUUCCCAUCCCAAGAUCCAGGAGAAGCAGGGCCAGGCCAGCGCCAUGUCCCACCCCAGGCUGCUGCUGCUCCUCGUCCUGCUGGGAGCCACCAGCACCAGCCGUGCCCUGAGCCUCUCCGGCGCCGCCUCCAUCCUCAGCUGCCUCAAGGCCGCGCUGUCGGAAGCGCAGAGGAUCCAUCCCCAGGAAAACGCCGUCCUGGAGAAGCGCCAGCCGCCGUCCCUGGAGGAGGCGUCCGAGGAGGAGGAGGAGGACGGGGAGGAGGAAGAGCUGGGGAAAAGGACAUUCCCAGGGGAUGGCCACUCCAAACACGCGUCCCCGGCGCAGGGGAAGGGCAAGAGCCACCAGAACCGGGCCAAGAGCGACCGGCGCACCAAGGUCACGCUGUCGCUCGACGUCCCCACCAACAUCAUGAACAUCCUCUUCAACAUCGCCAAGGCCAAGAACUUGCGGGCCAAGGCGGCGGCCAACGCGCACCUGAUGGCGCAGAUCGGCCGGAGGAAGUGACCAGGCCACCUCCAGAGGGGGCUGGUGGCCGGGAGUGGCACCAGAGCUGCCGGUUGUGACCCGCGGAGCCGCCUCAGGCCCACGUUCCUUCUCCUCCCCUC